Messenger RNA from Passer domesticus (house sparrow), 3954 nucleotides. Its product is annotated as complement receptor type 1-like. The transcript has 19 exons. The coding region runs from base 300 to 3500 and encodes 1066 amino acids. The record is from RefSeq and is a predicted model, not a curated record. NCBI's taxonomy places the organism in Eukaryota, Metazoa, Chordata, Aves, Passeriformes, Passeridae.
CUUCUCAGGAGAAAAUCCCAUCGAGAGGAUUUUCAUAAAAUAUGUCACGGUGGCAUUUUUUUUUUUCUCUCUAGCAUGUGCGCUUCACCAAAGCAUGUCUAAUUUUUCAAUAGUUCAGGAAACUGUCAGUGGCACAAAGAACUUUCCAUCACUGCCCUGAAUGCCUGCCCUUCCCAGGCAGAGCAGGGUGUGACAGGGGCUCUGUGUCCCCAGGUCGCUGCGCCGCCCCGCCGCGCUCGCCCUCGGCAGAGCCCAAGAGGAAGCUGGAUGGCAUCGAGUUCUUCCACUAUGGCUACAGGAUGGAGUUUGUCUGCAGGCCAGGCUAUACCAGAAAUGCUCGCGUUUUAAACUUCCUCGUCUGCGGGGUGAACGGGGUGUGGCGUGGAUCGAGUGAAAUCUGCAUACCCAAGGCGUGCAGCAACCCCGGGGAGCCGGCCAAUGGCAGACUGGUCCUGCCUGGAGUGUUCACUUUCGGUUCCAAAGUGAACUUCACCUGCAACACUGGGUACAGACUGAUUGGACACUCUGAGAUUGAAUGUGUGCUCAGAAAUGAAGUUCUUACAUGGAACAGAGAUAUUCCCACCUGUCAGCUGAUUCCCUGUGCACCCCCUCCAGAAAUAAUGAAUGGGCAGCACAGCGGGAUGAACAAGGAACAUUUUGAGUAUGGGGACUCUGUCACCUACCAGUGCCACAGCACCAGGAAGGGACAGAAAUCUUUCUCCCUGGUGGGAGAGGCCUCCAUUUUCUGCACCAGCAGGGACAACCUGAACGGUGUGUGGAGCAGCCCAGCUCCAGAAUGCAAAGUGGUGACCUGCGAGCAGCCAACAGUGGAGAAUGGGAAGCUGCUGAGCAGGUACCAGCCUGACUACAGCUUUGGGGACACAGUGGUGUUCGACUGCAACCUCCGCUACAGCCUCAGCGGCAGCCCGGCCUCCACCUGCAGGGACAGCGGCCUCUGGGAGCCCCCCCUGCCCCUCUGCCAGCGCAGCAGCUGUGACGACCCCCCAGAUGUGAGGAAUGCCAUGAAAACCAGGCUGGCUGGCAAUCUGUUCCCUGUGGGCACCGUGGUCACCUACGAGUGCCAGGAGGGCCACCAGUUCAGAGCAGGGAAAACCACCUGGAACAUCAGCUGCCUGCAGGACUUUGUGUGGAGUGAAGCCCCAGCUCCGUGUGAAAGAAUUCCUUGCCCAGAUCCACACAUCCUAAAUGGCAGGCCCUUGCACCCGUGGCAAGUGAAAGAGGUUUAUGAGAGCGGGGACACGCUGGAGGUGGCGUGCAGUGAAGGAUUUGCUUUCAAAGGCCAUGGCAGCAACGUCAUCCUCCAGUGUGGCAGCGAUGGUGGAUGGCAUCCAGCAGUGCCAGAGUGCAUUCCAGAACAACGUUGCCCAAAGCCAGACAUCCCUCAUGGAAAGGAGGUUUAUAAAAGCAGCAGUGACUACACAGUGGGGGCCCAGGUGAGGCUGGCCUGUGAGGAGGGCUUUGCCCUCAGGGGCUCCGAGACCAUCACCUGUGGGGCUGAUCUGAGCUGGGAGCCCGAGGUGCCCUUCUGUGACAAAGUCUGUAGGGCCCCCCCACCAAUCUCCUUUGGGCAGCACUCUGGCAGAGAUGGCAAGGACUUCUACUAUGGCACCAAUGUGACCUACAGCUGUGCAGAGGGGCUGUCCCUGGUGGGGGACAAGUCCCUCUACUGCACCUCGGAGGAUGGGGAGAGCCUGAGCUGGAGCGGGCCUGCCCCGCAGUGCAAGGUGGUUCGGUGCCCCAAGCCCGUGGUGGAGAGGGGCAGGAUGACCCCACAGACGUUCACCUUUCCCUACGGGCUGCUGCUGCACUUCUCCUGCGAGCAAGGCUUCGGGCUGCGUGGUGCUGCCCAGAGCCAGUGCCAGGCUGAUGGCACCUGGCACCCGCCCGUGCCCACCUGCCAGCCAGUUCAGUGCCCCAGCCUCCCGAGGCGGGAGGAUGUGAUUGUUCAGUUCAACAAGCUGUGGUAUGAGGUGAAUGAAACGGUGCCCUUCUACUGCAAACAUGGUGGGCACGCAGGGGCACUUUCCAGAACCACCUGCUCAGCUGAUGGCACCUGGACACCACCACCCACGUGUAGGAAAAAUGAGGUGUGUGAGAGGGUUCUUCGAAACAAAGCAGCUUUCCAGUGUGGAAUUCCUCUGUCGGACCUGAAAACCCAGCUGGAAAUCCAGAAGCUCCUCCUGGAGAUCCAGAAACUUGAAAAAGAGCUAAAAAUCACCACCUACAAGGCUCAGUGUCCCAUCCCUUCCAUCGCACACGGGCAGCUGAUCUCUGCGGAGAACUUCACCCAUGGCAGCACGGCCACGCUGCAGUGUGACCCCGGCUUCGUGGGCACUGCCACCACGGCACGCUGCACGCCCAGCGGCAGGUGGUACCCACGGGUGCCCUCCUGCCUCCCAGGGCAGUGUCGCCACCCUCCCGCUGUGGAUUUCGCCGAUUUCCAGCCCCGGCGGGAGUUCCCGGUCGGGGCCACGCUGUCCUACUCCUGCCGAGCCGGCUUCUCCGCGAUCCCCGGAGUGUCCCCAAGCAUCACUUGUCUCCAGAACUUCACGUGGUCCGCGGCGCCCAGGCUGUGUCGCAAGGUGCAGUGUCCCAGCCCGGCCAUCCCCCACGGGACACAGAGCAGCCCCAGCAGGGCCGAGUACACCUUUGGCGAGCAGGUGGAGUUCCAGUGUGACCACGGCUUCAUGCUGCGGGGCAGCGACAGGGCGCAGUGCUCCUCCGACGGGAUGUGGAGACCCCCCGUGCCCCACUGUGACAGGGUCUGUGGUCCCCCUCCCACCAUCAGCAACGGGCAGCACUCUGGCAUGGGCUUCAGGAAGUUCACCUAUGGCUCUGAAGUGAAGUACAGCUGUGCAGAGGGGCUGUCCCUCAUCGGGGACAAGUCCCUCUACUGCACCUCCGAGGAUGGGCAGAACCUGACCUGGAGCGGGCCUGCCCCGGAGUGCAGGGUGGUUCGGUGCCCCAAGCCCGUGGUGGAGAGGGGCAGGAUGACCCCACAGACGUUCACCUUUCCCUACGGGCUGCUGCUGCACUUCUCCUGUGAGCAAGGCUUUGGGCUGCGUGGUGCUGCCCAGAGCCAGUGCCAGGCUGAUGGCACCUGGCACCCGCCCCUGCCCACCUGCCAGCCAGUCCUGUGUCCACAGCCACGAGUGCCCUUUGGAAGGCUGAAGAGCCCUUUGGGUGACAAAAGGUGGUACCAGACCAACGAGACUGUCACCUUGGAGUGCCUCCCUGGCUACCAGUUUCCAGAGGAUGGAAUGAUGGAAAAUGCUUGGACAGCCACGUGCUUGCCUGAUGGCAGCUGGACACCACUGCCCAAGUGUAUGAAAGAAGGUGAUGCUGAUGUGUGUCAAGAGGUUCAUUACAUUAAAUCGACCUUUGAUUGCGGUGUGCCUGUAGAAAAAGUGAAAAGUCUGCUGGAAAUACAGAAACUGUUCCUGGAGAUUAAAAAACUAGAGAUGGAACUAGAAAACUGAAACAAAACUGGAUCCCUGUAACACUCACCUUUCCUUUGGUGAGCUCACAGUUUGUGCAGUCACAGCAUCUCUAAAAAGGCUCUGGGUGAUUUUAUGGUUUAUGUUUGCGUGCCUGGAGCCAGAAAAAUAAUCAGCAGUGCAUGGGAGGCUGCUUUUGCUGUGCUGGAUGCCAGAGCAGGGAGUGGGCUUUGCUCUAACCUACAAGCUUGAUUUGCUCUUUUACUAAUAAGUUGUUUCAUGUUUCAUAUUAAGAAGACUAGAAAGAAAUUAAAUCUAGCUUUUAAAAAUCACUGUCUUAACUGUGGUAAGCUGAAGCAAAAAGGAGUGAAGUCCAGAAAAGCUGAGAGGAGCCCAGAGUUGGCUCUGAAGGUUCUGCUGCUGCCAUGGUCCAGCUGGGGUUUGGGUACAUCUGCACUCUGCUGGAAACAGUGGUGGCAAUAAAUGUUAAACCUGA